Capsella rubella is the source of this 3266-nucleotide messenger RNA. Its product is annotated as dentin sialophosphoprotein. NCBI's taxonomy places the organism in Eukaryota, Viridiplantae, Streptophyta, Magnoliopsida, Brassicales, Brassicaceae. The record is from RefSeq and is a predicted model, not a curated record. Bases 204 to 2972 code for a protein of 922 amino acids. The transcript is spliced from 2 exons.
CCCCUUCGCUUCUUCAACCUCAAAGCCCUUCCCUUUUGAGUUUCUUUACUCGAAUUCUCACAAGAUAAUAAGAGGUAAACUCCCAAAAAUUCAUCUUUCUCGUUGUUGGGUCUGGAACUCUUCAUACCCAUUUGUCAAGUUUUGCAAUUUUAAGCUCAGUCUAUGUAUUGAGUGAUCUUCAGCUACAACCCAGAUACUCUUUAAUGGAGGAACAGAGAGAAGAGAGUGAGUUUUUCAAUGAGUCCAUGGAGGAGGAAGCUGGUAGAACUGAAACCCUAGUAGGCGAAGAUACAAACACGGUACAGGUUUCGGAUUCAGGUAUUAGUGGGAUUGAUGCAGAUCCAAAUAAUGGAGUUUUAGCUACUGAAGAUGGCAAUACGGAUAAUUUGGUUUCUGAUGAGGAACAAAUGAAAGCUGAUGAUGUUGAGGUUAAUGGUGAGGAGACGAGAGAUAACGCUGAUGAUGCUGAUGUUGUUGAGGUUAGUGGUGAGGAACUUAGAGAUAACGUUGAUGAUGAUGUUGAGGUUAGUGGUGAGGAACCUAAAGAUAAUGUUGAUGAUGAAGUUUCACUGACUGAUGCUAACACGGAUCUCGAAGUUGAGAGAAAUGGUGAGACAGCUACGUCUGAAGUUAAGACCAACCACGGUGAAAGUCAUGAAAGUGUAACCUCUGGUGGGAAUGAGGUAUCUGAUGAGAAGACAAAUUGUGAAGUUGAGGAUACUGGUGAGGAUACUAAAGAUAACGUUGUUGAUGAUGAUGAUGUUGCACUUACUGAUGCUGCUAUAGAGGAACCUGGAAUUGGGAGAAAAGGUGAGAUGGCUAACUCUGAAGUUAAGAGUAACCAUGGUGAAAGUCAUGAAAGUGCAGGAGAAGGGGAGAGUGUAAUCUCUGGUGGGAUUGAGAUAUCUGAUGAGAAGGUAAAUUGUGAAGUUGAGGAUAUUGCUGGAAAGAAAGCUAGCCAAGAGAAGGAAUCCACAAAGAAUAUCGAGGACGAUGAUAAAAGAAUGGGUGAUGAUGGUGAACAAGAGAAACUAUGUCAUUCUUACGAUGAGGAGUGUAAUUUGGGAUGCGAGACAUCAGGCGCUGAUCAAGAGAAGGAAUCAGCAAAGAAGAGUGACGUGAAUAAUAAUAAUAUGGAUGUUGAUAGCAAACAUGGACAUGAAGAGAAUGUGGGAUCAGAGACCAAAGAUGCUACAGUUCUAGAGGAGUCUAUUCAAUUGAGCGAAAAGGAAACUAAUGAAGUAAAUCCAGUUACAGUUUUGGAAGUUAGCUCUGCUGCUGAAAUGAAUGAAAAAGGAAAAAUAACCAAUGUUAACCAAAAUGAAGAAAACGGAGAAGCCAUGGAGGUUGAUAAUGCGACAGAGGAACAGGUGGAAGAUGAUGUUAAAGAUAUUCCAGUAGCUGAAGCUGACGUGAAUACUUCAAAUGUACGAGAGGAAAUGGAAAUUGACGAACGGAAAGAUAAUGCUGAUGCGGCAAGUGAUCUUACCGGAACAAUUGUUUCUACUGAUUUAGCAAACCCAAACAGUCCCUCUGAAAAUGCUGAUCCAGGUGAAGUUGAACCGUUGGAUCAUCAUGCUCUUUUUGAUCCAACUUCUGAUAUUACCAACUUUAUUGAUUUCAGUGGUGUAUCAUCUUGGUCAGGAAAUAUACAAGACAUUAAAACCGACACCAGUAAUAUAUCUUCGAAAGAGAAUAAGAAAGCUGCUGAUAUGGCAGAGGAAGUUGCCUCGGUGGGUAUCGAAAAUGGAUCGAGUGAAGCACGUGUUGCUUCUGGAGCAAAAUCUCCAGCUGAUGCAAUUUUGGGAUCUGAAGAAAAUCAAGAAAGUAAAGAUCAUGAAUGCUUAGAUCAAAAAGUUACAAUGAGAAUGGAAGAGGACAUUACUCAUGAAGCCCAAAGUGUCGAUCCAAACCAAAAUGAAGAUACAGAAAUGGAAAAAGAUCCCAAUAAUUCUAUUGUAACCGGAACUGAAGCAUCUGAGUUUGAGGAAAUGGGCGACACAUACUGGACGGAUGAAGCUGGUUCUGAUAUUAAGACCAAUGGUGUGAAACGAAAGGCUGAUGUCCUGAGUGAGGAUUCACCAGGAGAAGGUAGGAAGACUGUCUCAUUGGCAAAGGUGUCUUUUGCACAAAGGCCCUCCUUUAAGAUUGGUGCAUGCAUAGCCAGAGUUGCUAGUCAGAUGGCAGAAUCGCCUUCAGUUUUGAAGGGUAGUAACUUUGAUGGUGAAACUCUUUCUGUUGAGAGUUUUGUGUCCCAGCUUCACUGUGCAGCAACAGACCCUGAUAAAGAGAACGUUGUAUCAGACAUUGCUGCUGGCUUUUUCUUAGAUUUCCGAAACUCCUCAGCUUUGCAGCAAGGUACCCCAGAAAAGGUAAGCAAGAAAAGAGCUAGACUGUCCAGUUCUAAUGCAACAGGAACUGAAGCAUUCGAGUUUGAGGAAAUGGGCGAUACAUACUGGACGGACAGAGUGAUCCAUAAUGGUGGCGAAGAACAAACAUCACCAACUGAAAAAGGAAAGUAUCAAAUUGUGCCAGUUGAGUUGAAACCUACUCAGGUUCAGAGGACUCGUCGACCUUACAGAAGACGACAGACUCAGAUCAAUAUUCCUCUUUCAGUCUCAGAAAAACCACCAAAUUUUGAUGAGAAUGCACCAGCUGAACUUGUAAUGAAGUUUUGUGAAGAGGAUACUAUACCUACUGAGAAGACCCUGAGUAAAAUGUUUAGGCAUUUUGGACCAAUAAAGGAGUCGCAAACUGAAGUUGACAAGGAAAAUAACCGGGCUAGAGUAGUUUAUAGGAAGGGUGCUGAUGCCGAGGUUGCUUACAACAGUGCAGGAAGGUUCAGUGUUUUUGGGACGAAAGCGGUGAAUUACGAGCUCAGCUAUACGAUAACUGAAACUUUCAAAGUUCGGCCUUAUGUUGUGUCUUUAGGCGAGGAGGAUGCAACACUAUGUCUUCCAUCUUCAAUGUAGUCGCUUCAGAGUUCAGACAUUGUUCAGGUGAAAGAAUCAAGAGAAGUAAACGAUGACAUAGCUCAAUGGAUUGGAUGCUCUUGAUUGCUUGUUGUUGUUGUUGUUGUUGUUGUUGUUAUCCUUAAGGUAGAGAUUUAGGCUGUGUAAUAUGAGAAAUUAUGUAAAAGUUCCAGAAUCCUUCAAGUAAUCUGUUAUCUUGGAGGUUAGAGAGACAAUUCCCUUUUUGUAAUCUGAUGACUCAACACAUUUAGUUUGCUGUUACUAUACCAAUUGAUGUUAGGACAUUGAUGGUCA